CUCCGACCUUCCUAACAGCACUAAGGUUCGACCUUCAAUUUGCUACCAACGAUCCAUUGAAGCGUUGCUUAAGAUUACUCGAUAUCAGUUUUAUGGGUUUGGUGUUACUCGGAAAUGUACUGUAGAAGUAUGCGUCCUGUGAGUCGUUCUGUACACAUAAGUGGCAACGUAGUUGGUAUGGGGUUAUUAAGAUCUAAAGGGAUGGUUAUACUGGCUGGUAACUCUCACCCUGAGUUAGUUAAGGCUGUUUGUCACCAUCUUGACGUUCGUCCUGGGAACUGUUCAGUAUUUUUCCGAUCAAGUCGCGAGACGGAUGUUGAGAUUAAAGAAACUGUCAGGGGCCGAGAUGUCUAUAUUAUACAAUCAGGAACUAAGGAUGUCAACAAUGACAUUAUGGAGCUAUUGAUUAUUGCUCAUGCAUGCAGAUCAGCUUGCGCUCGUAAAGUCAUUGCAGUAGUACCGUACUUACCUUACUCAACACAGAGCAAAAGAAGAAAGCGUGGCCCUAUCACCAGUAAACUUGUAGCUAAAAUGCUCUGCGCUUCAGGAAUCAACCAUUUGAUCACUUUGGACCUUCAUUCAAAAGAGAUUCAGGGGUUUUUCGAUGUUCCGAUUGACAAUUUACGUGCUUCUCCGUUUUUGACAAAGUACAUUGAAACAUACAUAACUGAUUAUCGAAACGCAGUUAUUGUUGCUCGAAAUCCCGGAGUAGUACCUCGAGCUAGCAGUUAUGCUGAACGUUUGAGGUUACCAUUAGUUGUUAUUCAUGGCGAAGAAAGAGAUGAAAGUGACAAUACUGACGGUCGCAAUUCCCCACCUUUGGAUCAAAGUAUUGUGGAAAAAAGAUGUACACAAAUUGGCCUUGAACUUUUACCUAUGAUGAUACCUAAAGCUAAACCACCUUUAACCUUGGUUGGAGAUGUGAAUUCAAGAAUCGCUAUUAUAAUUGACGACAUUAUAGAUGAUGUAUCAAAGUUUGUUACUGCUGCUGAGCUACUGCAUGAACGAGGUGCAUAUAAAACCAGUUCUAGAUUACUCUUAACAAAACGACGGUUUAUCAGGCAUUUAAAUUUCGACUUUUGGUGUUUAUUGGUUAGAUCAAUCAUUCUGUCAGAAUCAACGUAGGAUCGAACACAAAUGUACCUAAGGCCAAGUUACCAUUCUACGUCAGCACGACGAGAUGAAAUAAACAAGAUUAAUACCAAUGGUGUAGAAAUAAUUGUAUUCUCAGCGGUAGUGAGGAAGACUUACCACUGAAAAUAUAGUUCGAAGAGAGUGGAAAGAUGCUUAUGAGGAAGCACUUGGAUUCUAGACCUAAUGGAAGAGUGGAUGUAUCGGUUGUACUGUUAUCGACUCCAAACAAUGUCACUCAGGAUUUCAAACUAUUUAUCUCUGUUAUCGCAAAAACCUUCAACUAGGUGGGUUGAAUCUUAAAAUAUAUAGCUCAGACUAAUACUUAUUUCAUGGAAUUACGCUUAUUCGUAUAUGGUCUAUUGUACCUCGAGGCAGGCGAUAGCUAUGCAUAUGCAAAACAUAUUCCAACUACCCCAGUUAAUGAGGAUUCACAACCCUAUGUUUAGCCUCAGUAUUGCGUAAUCGCUCUAACCACUAUACUGGAGCAAAAGUCCGAAAAUGCCUGUGACAAAAAAUCACUAUAUAGAUGUCGUCUUUCAUGUGCCAUGCUUUACCUCCAUCAAACAAUACAAAGCGGACUCCUGCACAUUAUAUUCAAGUAACAAAUUAAUUUCACAGCAGUUAUCAGAAAACAAAUUGGUAAUUUUUUGGCAUUAUGGACAGGUCAUACGUGUUUUUGAUCUGGCACUUUUGGUAGAUCGGUUGAUAAAAUUGUUAGCAUUCAUCGACCUAGAUGAUCCGUAUGUAAUACGUAUGCCUAACCACUACCUAUCCUCUUGAGCUAUCCUGGUUCUCUAGAUGCUAAAAAUCAGUCGAAACUCUGUGUGAAAUAACUGUCUUCUCCAUUUAUUUCAUGAAAUUGCGAAGGUUCUUGACAAAUUAGACUGAGGAAUUUAUGAACAAGGCACUCUCUUGUUUUUCCUCCUCUGUGUAGUUCAACUGGAGAAUGUUUAUUUUCUAAAAUUAUUUUAUUGUCAUUUGUAGAUAUUUGUUAUUGCAACUCAUGGUCUGCUCAGUUUAGAUGCACCACGUCUAUUGGAAGAAAGUCGUAUAGAUGAAGUAGUUGUAACUAACACAGUACCACAUGAAGUACAAAAAAUGCAGUGUCACAAAAUUCGUACCGUUGAUAUAAGUCCAUUAUUGGCAGAAGCUAUCAGACGUAUUUAUAAUGAUGAAUCUAUGUCUUAUCUUUUUAUGAAUGUACCUAAAGACGAUUAAAUCUCUUCUUUUCUUUUCAUAUUUGUUGUGAAAAAGACAAUCUUAAAUUAUUUAUCAUUUAAAUACUAAUUAGUUUAAGUUGUAAAAUAAUAGAAUUAAUACUCUAAUUCAUUUACUUAUAGUCGUAUUUACAAUCAAUUCUUUCCUGCCAUUAAUUAAAUAAUUCCUGUACUCUUAGUCAAGUUUUCGUUUUCCUCACCUGAAAAUUGUACAUAUUUAGCACACGUUAUGCUGAGUAUUGGUGAUCUAGCUCAACACUAAAAUUGUACUGGUUGUGUUGUUUCGCAAAAGCUUUUUCUCUCAGUCCUAACGUGAUAGUUCGCUUAUGCUGUCCUAUGAAUAAAGUUGGCAUUCUAAACAUCGUGUUUUUUCUUGGUUAUAUUUUAUGUACAACAACGACUUCUGACUCGCUAAUAAAUUGUUAUCAAGAAGUGGA
Schistosoma guineensis is the source of this 2788-nucleotide messenger RNA. The record is from the annotation of a GenBank genome assembly. Lineage: Eukaryota; Metazoa; Platyhelminthes; Trematoda; Strigeidida; Schistosomatidae.